UGAGAGUGGAGGAAGACACGGAGACGCAUAAAGCGUUCAGGUUAAACGUUCCUUCAUGACUUCGAUUCUGUCUCAUCACUCCCGUUUGCUGUGGAGAAACCUCUCCUUCGCCAGAAAAAUCGGAACUUUAUGCAAUAGGAGGAACUACUCUUUCAUCACUCCUUCUCUUUCACGCACCACCACCAAGUGUUUUUGCAGUUCCACUUGUAAUUUGGACGCAACUGUUUCUCAGUUCUCUGAAAGUCAACAUUUUGCACCAAUAAAGUCAGAAGAAAAAGUAACAAUUAGCGCUGCUUCUUCUAAUGGCAGAGUGAUGCUUAUCGAUGGAACUUCCAUUAUUUACAGGGCUUACUAUAAGCUUCUAGCAAGGUUGAAUCAUGGUCAUCUGACUCACGCUGAUGGAAACGCUGACUGGGUUCUGACUAUUUUCUCAGCUCUUUCUCUUAUCAUUGAUGUUUUGAAAUUUCUCCCAUCCCAUGUGGCGGUGGUGUUCGACCAUGAUGGCAUGAACUUCCGUCAUACUCUCUACCCUGCCUAUAAAAGCAAUCGUCCUCCCACACCUGAUACCAUAGUACAAGGACUUCAAUAUCUCAAAGCGUCCAUCAAGGCAAUGUCUGUAAAAGUUAUAGAGGUGCCAGGUGUAGAAGCUGAUGAUGUGAUUGGAACACUGGCUAUGCGAAGCAUUGGUGCCGGCUUUAAAGUUAGAGUUGUCUCUCCGGACAAAGACUUCUUUCAGAUUCUUUCUCCCUCACUGCGUCUUCUUCGAAUAGCACCGCGCGGAUCGGAGAUGGUUUCUUUUGGAGUAGAAGACUUUGCUAAAAAGUUCGGAAAUUUGAAGCCAGCCCAGUUUGUUGAUAUCAUAGCCCUUGCUGGAGACAAGUCUGAUAACAUUCCAGGAAUUGAUGGAAUUGGGAACGUGCAUGCAGUGGAGCUGUUAUCUAGAUUUGGGACAUUGGAGAAUCUGUUGGAGUCUAUUGAUGAAAUAAAGGAAGGAAAACUAAAAGAGAGCCUAAUAGCUCACGCAGAUCAAGCCAUGCUAAGCAAGAAGUUGGCACUGUUACGGACCGAUCUCCCGGAUUACAUAGUACCGUUUGAAACAAGAGAUCUUAUUUUUAAGAAACCAGAGGACAAUGGGGAGAAAUGGAGGAGCUUGUUGGUCGCCAUAGGGGCAUACGCAGAAGGGUUCUCAGCUGAUCCAGUCAUGAGAAAAACUUUACAGUUAUGGGAGAGCCUUGAUGCAAAAAAGUCAUGAUUCAUGAUAACAUAUUAGCAUCUUUUGUUGGGUGGUACAUAUAAUAUAAAAAAGGUCAAUGGUAGAGGGUUCUCUUCGUGAAGGGUAGACACUUUUGAACAAUCAUUUUCGUAAAGCAUCAUGAUGCUUUUAUUGAAAACCAGCGAGAGAUUGGUUGAAGUAGAUGAUGCUUGUUCGGUAGCAAAAGCGACUUGUUUGAGUAAUUUAACAAUUGUGCCCAACUUCAACUACCACUCACCUCAUAAAAAUAUUAUCAAUUUAAU
Messenger RNA from Eruca vesicaria subsp. sativa (arugula), 1515 nucleotides. NCBI's taxonomy places the organism in Eukaryota, Viridiplantae, Streptophyta, Magnoliopsida, Brassicales, Brassicaceae. The record is from the annotation of a GenBank genome assembly.